This is a messenger RNA of Xylona heveae TC161, 297 nucleotides long. Its product is annotated as Sm-like ribonucleo protein. The transcript has 2 exons. Gene Ontology annotation, cellular component: U6 snRNP; U4/U6 x U5 tri-snRNP complex; precatalytic spliceosome. Gene Ontology annotation, molecular function: RNA binding. The record is from RefSeq and is a predicted model, not a curated record. The coding region runs from base 1 to 297 and encodes 98 amino acids. Lineage: Eukaryota; Fungi; Ascomycota; Xylonomycetes; Xylonales; Xylonaceae. Gene Ontology annotation, biological process: mRNA splicing, via spliceosome.
AUGUCGCUUCAAAACUACGUUAAUAAGAAAAUAUGCGUCAUUACUACAGAUGGCCGCACAUUAACAGGUCUGCUCCUGUCUUGUGACCAGCUCACAAACCUGGUUCUGAAUGAGACCAUUGAGCGCGUAAUUCGACCUGCUGAUGACGAAGAGCCGAGUUCCGAGGUCGAACAUGGACUUUAUCUUAUUCGAGGCGAAAACGUUGCCAUAUGCGGACUGGUGGACGAAGAGAUUGACAACAGUAUAAACUGGGAGCAAGUACGCGGAAAUGUCAUUGGAGGUGUGAAGCACAUAUAA